CAAUGUUACGGCAUUUACAAUGAAGCCUAAAUUAAAUCUGCCUUCCUUUAUGUCCGUUAUAGUUGGUCUGUCUCUCUCUCUGGAACACUGUCCACCCCCAUGUAGAUGUGACCGGGGCAUCAGCAGGGUUUCAUGUGUUGGAGCUGAGGUCAUGCCUGUUUUUGGUUCCACCACACAAGAGGUAUGGCUUGUGAAGACAAAUAUUUCUUCUGUUCCUCAAAAUGCCUUUGCCAAUUUGCUCAACAUUUCUCACAUAUACAUCACUGAUGACGACAAUUUAAGAUUUCUUGAGAAGCAUUCCUUUUACAACCUGUCCACGCUCAAGCACAUACAGCUACAUGGUAUUAAAACACUGUCAUACAUCGAUCAAGAGGCAUUUAAGGAACUUCCAAAUCUAAAAUAUCUAGGAAUCAUGAACACAGCUGUCACUUCAUUCCCCAAGCUGGAAUAUAUCAAGUCAAGACAACUGGAUUUUGUUUUGGAAAUAGUGGACAAUGCCUUCAUAAAAACCCUUCCUGCUAAUUCUUUUACUGGAAUAUCAGUGAAUGCUCUAACCAUCAUUCUGAAUAAUAAUGGAUUAAGAGAGAUCCAGGGCUAUGCUUUCAAUGGGAGCAGACUGGAGGAAGUGUACCUUCACAGGAAUGUGGAUUUGGAACGCAUUGAUGAAUUUGCAUUUGAUGGAGUGAUUCAUGGGCCAACUCAUUUAGACCUGUCAGACACCCAAGUACACUCAUUACCUUCUGUAGGUAUGGAGAACAUAGAGAAACUCCAGGUGAAAAGAACAUUGACCCUCAAAGCACUGCCUCCCUUUAGUGCAUUUCUCCACUUACAGACCGCUCACUUGACCUUUCCAAGCCACUGCUGUGGUCUUAAGAUGCUUAAAAGAUUAAGAAGGCACACAGAGGCCGUUUUCUGCAACUUGUCCAGGGCUGCUUUGGGAAAGCAGCUGGAAUCUCCCGCUGUUUUUUCACAGAAAUAUCUGGAACACCAAGUUGCCCUGCAUGUGGAAGAGAACCUUAAUGUUCCAACCCCUCACAGUGCAGGUUACAACAUGAGCUGCCCAGCUAAUCAGCCUCAGGAUAAAGAUUUGUUUGUUGUGAGUUUAUCUUCAGAUCAGGUCAGGGAUGAUUCUGACCUAGCUCUGUGUGAUGAUCCUCACAUCGACAACGGACCCAUAUGCACACCUCUGCCUGAUGCCUUAAACCCCUGUGAUGAUGUGAUAAGUCAAGGCCUCCUGAGGGUGUUAGUCUGGGUAGUCAGCUUGUUAGCCAUCUCAGCCAACUCGUUAGUGCUGUUAACCCUGCUGACCUGCCAGCAGAAAAUGUCUGUGACCCGUUUCCUUAUGGGUCACCUGGCCUUUGCAGACGGCUGCAUGGGGAUGUAUUUACUACUCAUAGCAUUUGUUGAUUUCUACACGCACUCCCAAUAUUACCAGUAUGCUAUUUACUGGCAAACAGGAAGUGGCUGUAAUCUAGCAGGAAUUUUAUCUGUGUUUGCCAGCGAGUUAUCUGUGUACACAUUAACUUUGAUCAGCUUUCAGCGCUGGCAUGCCAUCUUUAAUGCUAUGAGGCCAGACAGACACAUGAGGCUGCGUCACAUAACUGUGCUGAUGCUCGUUGGGUGGUUACUUUGUGUGAUCAUAGCGCUGCUGCCGGUGCUGGGUGUGAACACUUACCAGAGAGUGAGCAUUUGCUUACCCAUGGAUACGGAGACAACUGUUGCCCAGGCUUACAUCAUCUCUGUGCUGAGCAUCAACGUCAUUGCUUUUAUUGUGGUAUGCUUGUGUUACCUUCACAUCUACUUUAUGGUGCACAAUCCCCAGCACGACUCGAGCCGAUUCGACACAAGCAUGGCUAAACGCAUGGCCGUUCUUAUUUUUACCAACUUCUUGUGCCUGGUUCCUAUCUGUUUCUAUGGUUUGUCUGCAGCUUUCCACCAGCCUCUAAUGACCAUCACAGACUCUAAGGUGCUGCUUGUGCUUUUUUAUCCUCUCAACUCUUGUGCACACCCAUUUUUUUAUGCUAUACUAACAAAAGCAUUUCACAGAGACAUCUUGAUGUUGCUGAGUCGCGUUGGGCUCUGCCAGAAGCACUGAGAGACCAUGCUGGCUCCCACAGUGGAACGCCAUCAUCCCAGAACAUUUAAAACUGGUUUUACACCAUUGUCAGAUGAAAUGGCGGGGUCUUUCAUCAGCCAUCUCUUAGUGAUUUACAUUUUGUGUAUUUUUUGUCAUUGAAUGGACAGUUUGUUGUUUCCAUUGCAAUUAUUAUAUGAGCUGUAUCUUAGCAGGAAAAUUAAAGAUACCUGGGUGUUAUCUAAUGAACUCUUAAAGUAGUGUCAGAGUAAGUCAGACCCUGAAGUUGUAGAAUAGUUUCAGUCAGUUUUUUAUUACAUGGACUGAAUCUCCUCCAGGGGUGAAGGCAUGGGGUGGAUCCUAUAGUCCACCACAGGGCCACACAUACAAAUAAACAGGAGGGUCAACACCUGCCAACAACUUUGAGUCAACAGGAGAAAACCCAAGCAUGCUUGCUCUCCCCAUGCAUUUUUUUUUUAAAUGUAUUCAUGAAAACUAGAGGUAUUUAAAUAAGUCCAAAUUUAAGCUAAUUGUAAAUAUCUCAAUAUUUGGGAGUACAUGAGCAGAAGGGCUCUUUGAUUGUCAGCAGGUCAGUUUUUCUUGCAGACAAACUACACAAAUGUCGGGAUAUGUUGGUAUAUUGUGAACAUUGACAAAUUACAAAGAACUUAAAGAGCAAGUCACCCCAAAUAAACCUUUUUUUUAACUGAUCGCCGUUGGCCAAACAGUACCCUAUGACGUUAGCUGGUAUCAUAUGAUGUCACAAUAGGGAGUCUAAGUCUCCUCCCUUUUCGGUCAGCUCAUGGGUCCUCGGAAAUUGAAAAACACGAAUGCAAGUCAAUAGAGCUAAAAGGGCCACACAUACGGUUAUUUUCUAAUCUGUUUUGCCUUAGACCCUGGAUUGCACUUAUGUUGUACUUCAAUUUAAAUGAAAAGUAAUGAUGGGUGUUUGGACCAUACCUGUCAUGUACUUUGGAUUUAUCAGCUUGUAAAAGUUCGUAAUUGGCGUGACUAAAAAUUGGACAUUGGUACGUCGCAUAUAUGAUGUCACCACAUAAUCUCCUCUCCCCUAGCGUAGCUGAUACUUACCACAUUGCCAGAUUUUUGGUGGUUCUUUCCUUGCUGAACGUACAGCCAUUUUCCCUCUGUUUUUCUCCGUGUCUGGUUUGGUGACGUCACUUUGGUGAAGCGCAUUUGUAAUCCUGGACAUUUUUUCACACAAAACCUAAAAUAGCGUUUUCCCCCCAUUCAAAAGUUAGCGCUUUCUUGGUAUCAAAAUGUGUCUGUGAAAUUCUCUGACUACAUAUGUGAAAUCCAUGGUACAUAACAAGCGGAAUAAAUAAUAUUGUAUUUGUAGCCCUAUUAACUUGCAUUCAUUUUUCUGUUCUUCCGGGGACUCACGGUCCAGAAAACGGUGGGCGUGACUUAGACUCCCUUUGCUGCUGUGAGCCUGUGUGUGUGUAUGUAUUUGUUAGCUGCUCCGCCCUCACGUUCUGCCAGGCAAUGCCUCCUUUUGAUGCAUUUUUCAUAUAGGGAACUGGGAGUGGAGUUAGACUCUGGUAGGGAGUGACUUGCUCUUUAACUGCUGGUAUUUUGUAUGCUGUAAAUUCUAGGGAGAAGAAAACCACAGAAAUAAAACCCAGAAAUAAAAAAAGGUACUGCACAAAUGGCCUUGUCUCCUAAUGAGUUAAUGGUUGUGUUUUGUCAGUUCUCCCAGAAAGCUUUCAGACAAAAAAUAAGCUCUUUAAUUGGUAUGCACACUUAAGAAAUAAUGAACUCUUGAGAGGGAGAGUACUUAUGUUGCUGCCUUCAUAAUCAAACAAAGAAGGACCUUUGCAAUUACUUCCUAAAGCAUUCCAGAGGUCUUGAAGUAGGUCUAGUAAAAUGUUUUAACAAAGUAGGAUCAUUGAAAGCCUAAGUUUGUUUACUUAUGUGAGUACUCAGACAAGUUCUUGUUGUAAUUCAUUAUUUUUAUAUUUAGAAAUACAGUGGCACUCACAAACAUAGUCCUGAGACAAGUAGCUUGUGAGAAACUCUGCAGAAGCUGUACGAUUCAGUAAUAACAAAGUCCCAGCAAAGUAUCAGGAACGUGCACUGGAUAAUCAGCUGGUGAC
This is a messenger RNA of Nothobranchius furzeri (turquoise killifish), 4188 nucleotides long. Its product is annotated as thyrotropin receptor. Gene Ontology annotation, cellular component: plasma membrane. The record is from RefSeq and is a predicted model, not a curated record. Lineage: Eukaryota; Metazoa; Chordata; Actinopteri; Cyprinodontiformes; Nothobranchiidae. Gene Ontology annotation, molecular function: thyroid-stimulating hormone receptor activity; G protein-coupled peptide receptor activity. Gene Ontology annotation, biological process: hormone-mediated signaling pathway; activation of adenylate cyclase activity; adenylate cyclase-activating G protein-coupled receptor signaling pathway.